AUGCUCCCUCGUACCGUCCCAGGCCUCUUUGCGCGCCGCCUCUUCUCCACGUCCGCCAGGAUGGCUUCCACCACGCCAAUGGAAGAUCUCAUGCGCGACAAGCUCACUCACGCGUUCACCCCCUCCACCCUCGUCAUUCGCAACGACUCCCAUCUGCACGCCCACCACUCCGCGAUGCAAGGCUCAACGUCCAAGGAGACGCAUUUUCAGUACGUUCAGAUCUCACCCGGGAACCUCAAUCGCCAGGCGAUGUCUUCCAUCGUUGUGACGAUCGUCUCCAAUGCUUUCGAGUCCAAGAUGCAGCCGGCUCGACACCGCAUGGUCUAUGCGCUACUGAAAGAUGAGAUGGCGCGGGACGGAGGCAUUCAUGCACUGCAGUUGAAGACGAAGACACCGGCGGAGGAACAGCGGGAGAAGGAGAGGAAGGCUUGA
Messenger RNA from Penicillium diatomitis, 432 nucleotides. RefSeq names its product BolA family protein. The transcript is spliced from 3 exons. The record is from RefSeq and is a predicted model, not a curated record. The coding region runs from base 1 to 432 and encodes 143 amino acids. NCBI's taxonomy places the organism in Eukaryota, Fungi, Ascomycota, Eurotiomycetes, Eurotiales, Aspergillaceae.